Molecule: messenger RNA, 1458 nt
Organism: Entamoeba invadens IP1
Lineage: Eukaryota; Evosea; Mastigamoebida; Endamoebidae
Exons: 1
Coding region: 1-1458 (485 amino acids)
Source: RefSeq, a predicted model, not a curated record
AUGUUAUUCUUUGCAAUGUCUCUUGACUGUUUUCACAUGAUGAUAGUUUCAAAGUACUUUCUGACAUACAAAGACUUUUACCGAUUGAUUCAAGUGAGUACAAAGUAUUCCAAUUUACUCACAAAAUUCCAUUUCAACCCGAUUCCAUUGACUCGCAAAACACUCAAAUUCUUUCCCCGACUGGAGACUCUUCACAUCUACUCAGAAAAGUCCGAGAACUUUGGUAACACCCCAUUUCUUUCUUUUCCUCCGGGGAGUUUAAAUUUGCCACAGAAAGUUUCGAAGUGUGAAAUUCCCUUCUAUCAAGUCGUUUUUUGGUUCAUUGUAGAUUUUGGUAUUACGCAACUCCCACACAAUCGAACCAAAAAUUACGUCUUUAAAAACGUGUGUUAUACCAUGGACGACAGAAUCCGAUUUGGUCGAACCAUUCCCCCAAUCGUCACCAUUUUGGGGCCAAACUCCUUUUUUGGCGACGCUAAACUGACGUCACUUGUCGUCCCAAAUUUGGUCUCGGGGAUCUGCCACAACGCGUUUGGGUUCAGCAAAUUCCUCAGAAAUGUGACACUUCCCAAUUCAUUAAUUUGGCUGAAAAACUCUGUUUUUGAGUCGUGUGAGUCAUUGACCGAAAUUUGUCUUCCGUUGAGUCUUACUAGCAUUGGGGAAUCUUGUUUUGUUCGGUGUAUUUCAUUGACUAGUAUUACAAUUCCAAGUUCCAUCACAGAAAUACCAAAUUUUUGCUUUUCACAUUGUCACGCACUGCAAGAGGUUUUACUCCCGAAUUCUAUAGUCCAAGUUGGUCAAAGUUCGUUCACAAAUUGUAACAAAUUGACUGUUUUUGAUGUGCCGUUACAAUUAAAAACACUUUCUUUGGGGGUUCUAGCGCAAUGCAGUAAAUUGGGUUCUAUUUUUAUACCAAGUUGUGUCGUUUUUAUUGAGAAAUUGGCGUUCUCUGCUUGCUUUACACUCUCUAAUGUCAUCUUCAGUGAAGGACUCAUCUCAAUUGGACAAAACACGUUUUCGAAUUGUUAUAAUAUCAAAGAAAUCAACUUACCAGAAAGUAUCAGCUACUUGGGACCGUUUUGCUUUGGUGGAUGUACUUCGCUCAGAGAAAUUAAUAUUCCAAAUAACGUCACGGUGCUUGAAAAUAAUGUCUUUUUGAACUGUAUUUCACUUGACAAAAUCAAAAUGUCGACAAGGUUAAGUGAAAUUGGCGUGUCAUGUUUUGGUGGGUGUCUCAAUUUGGAACAAAUAGAUAUGCCAGAGUCACUUGAGAAAAUACACAAUUACUGUUUUCAAGGAUGCGCUUUUUUGAGAAACAUCGCGUUGCCAAAAAAUGUGACAUAUGUGGGAGGGUCGUGCUUCUCUGGAUGUCACUUGCUCACAAAAAUCGAAGUUUACAAGCACUUCAAAAAGGAACAAAUCAAAGAAGGAAAACUGUUUAUUGUUAUUAAAAACUAA